Meleagris gallopavo (turkey) is the source of this 1359-nucleotide messenger RNA. The record is from RefSeq and is a predicted model, not a curated record. Lineage: Eukaryota; Metazoa; Chordata; Aves; Galliformes; Phasianidae.
ACUGCAUAGCUCUCAUAUCCUUCAGUAUCACUCGGGCAGAAGCUGAGUCAGAGCACAGCAGCAGUCUGCGCUAUAGCAAGACAUGGCCCAAUUCAAGAUUCUGGACUGUGUGAUCAAUCACAAAUGGAGCUUCAUCUGUAACCUCUAUUGUGCUUGGAGUGGUCAGGCAUCAAAAAAUAAAGAUGGAAAAGAGCAAAGUGAAGCUAUAUCACCAUCAGAGGAAGAAGAAGCUUUCUCUUGGCCUGGUCCAAAAACUGUUGUGUUAAGGAGGACAUCUCAGGGUUUUGGCUUCACCUUAAGACACUUCAUAGUUUACCCUCCAGAAUCUGCAGUUCAAUUUUCUUUUAAAGAUGAAGAGAAUGGAAAUAGACAAGGUAUGUUUUAUUUUCAUUCUUUCACGGAUUCAGUAUGUUAAACGUUUAUCUCCAGCUAUGUAACAAACUUGAAUAACUACCUAAGAGUUUAAAAUGCAACAUUACUAAGUACCACCUUAAUGAAUUUCACGGCAUCAGAACAAAGGGAAGAAAAUGUAUUUUAGCUGCACCUGUUUAGCUUAUGCAUUUGCUACACUUUACUACUGUUUACAGUGUACUGCCAUACACACUGUGUCACUUGUGCUGCUCGUGCUAUUUUGUCAUAUGUUAGAAAAAAGGCAAAAACACAUUUGUUGCCUUUUUAGUGACGAAGUUUUUACACUCUUCUGUGCUUAGGCCGUACUGUUUUUCUGUGCAAAGUACUAUAAAGAGAUUGUGCUCACUGUCUGUAUUUGUAUAGGUACACUGUAGAGCACUUUUUUUUUUAAUGCAUCAGAGUGUAGCUGGUAUGAAAUUUGAUUCCCAUUGAGACUCACUCUGAUAGAAUCAGCACAGAAGUAUAUGAGCUUAGUGUCAAUACUGGCGAUAAAAAAAACAAACAUCUACAUGUAGUAUACAACCGUUGAAGAAAUAAUAUAAGUCUUGCCAGCCUAGUAAUGCUAUCUUCAGUAUUUAGUAGUAUUGAUAUAAUUUAUUUGGUCAUUUUCAGUGGUUUGUCUUUUUCGUGUACAUUUUGAAAUCCAUUGAAUAUUCUUCCGUGAUGUCAGAUAGAAUUUGUGAAUAAGACUAUCUUGUGCUUUACUAGGAGGGAUGGAAUAAAAACUUAUUUCUAGGUUACGUGUGUCAGUUCCGCUUUGUUUUCAUAGCUUUCUCCAUGUUACAUUGCAUUUGUCUGCUCUCUUUUUAAAAAUACACUAAUUAGCUUCUUUUCAUUAAGCAGAACUACAUCUCGGUCUCACCUAAUCAAAAUUUCUCGUCAGCAUUUAGUUGUUUCCAUGUUCAUGCUUCUUCCCUUCUUCUUCUUCUUCUUCUUCUUCUUCUUUUC